Eruca vesicaria subsp. sativa (arugula) is the source of this 1905-nucleotide messenger RNA. The record is from the annotation of a GenBank genome assembly. Lineage: Eukaryota; Viridiplantae; Streptophyta; Magnoliopsida; Brassicales; Brassicaceae.
CAAAAGAGGAACUAGUCUAAAAACCCUAAGAAACAGAUGGCGUCUUCUUCUCGCUCAGAGAAACGAUGCCUCUACGAAAUCCUCGAUGUAACCAAAGAAUCAACCCCGGAAGAGAUCCGAUCCUCCUACCGGCGUUUAGCCCUCCAGCGUCAUCCCGACAAGCUAAUCAAAGCCGGGGGAAUCUCGGAAGCAGACGCCACCGCCCAGUUCCAAGAGCUCGUCCACGCCUACGAAGUUCUAUCCGAUCCCAAGGAGCGAGCCUGGUAUGACUCCCACCGAUCUCAAAUCCUAUUCGCCGACGGCGGAGGCGGCGGCUCGAAAUCCCGUGGAAUGCCUGGCGCCACCGUCCCGGAUCUAUUCGCUUUCUUCUCCACCACUGUUUAUUCAGGCUACUCAGACACGGGGAAAGGAUUCUAUAAAGUCUAUUACGAUGUGUUCAACAGUGUUUACUUGAACGAGAUUAAGUUCGCGAGGACGUUGGGGUUGAGUAUUGACUCUGUGAGAGAGGCUCCAAUCAUGGGGAAUCUAGAGAGUCCCUACACUCAGGUGACGGCGUUUUAUAACUACUGGUUAGGGUUCAGCACUGUGUUGGAUUUCUGCUGGGUUGAUGAGUAUGAUACCAUGGCGGGACCUAAUAGGAGGAUGAGGAGGAAGAUGGAGGAGGAGAAUAAGAAGGUGAGGAAGAAGGCGAAGAGGGAGUAUAACGAGACGGUGAGAGGCUUGGCUGCUUUUGUGAAGAAGAGGGAUAAGAGAGUUGUUGAUAUGAUGGUGAAGAAGAGUGCGGAGAUGGAGUUGAAGAAGGAGGAGGAGAGGGAGAGGAAGAAGAAGAUGGAGAAGGAGAGGUUGGAGAAGGCUAUGAAUUAUGAGGAGCCUGAUUGGGCAAAGGCUGAGGAUGAAGAGGAGGUGGAGGAGGAAGAGGUGGGAGGAGAGGGAGAGGAUGGUAAGAAGAAGAAUGAGCAGUUGUAUUGUAUUGUGUGUAGUAAGAAGUUUAAAAGUGAGAAGCAGUGGAAGAACCAUGAACAGUCUAAGAAGCAUAAAGAGAAAGUUGCGGAGUUGAGAGAGACGUUCAGUGAUGUGGAGGAGGAGGAAGAGGUUGAUGAGAUGCAUGAAACUGUAGAGGAGCUCAAAGAGUUAAAUAUGGACAACGAAGAAGAAGAAGUUGAGGAGGGAGUUGUUGAUGAAACUGAUGAUGAGUAUUGUAUGGCAGAGGAAGAUCUGAAAGGAUCUAGUGAAAGUGAGGAUGAAGAGAUGAGUCUACUCAAGGAAAUGGUACAAAAGAAUAAGAGAAAGAACGUUGUGCCAAGAGAAGAAGAAGAUGAAGUUCACGUUGAGAUUGAGAGCGACAGCGAAUUUGAUAGCCAGAAAAGCACAACGGAGAGGAACAGAAAAAAUAAAAAGGAGAGAAGCAAACGGAAUGCUGGAAAAGACACGACGGAUGAUGAUGCCAACAAAACAGAGAUAGCUAUGGACGACGGUAAUAAUUCAGAUGAGAAUGUUAACGCAACGGACUCAGCUGCUGGAGCAGUUGAGGAGUCUCAGAAGGAUGAAGCGGAUCCAAUGGAGUAUGAUAACAGGAAGAGCACAGGGAGAAGGCGAAGAAGUAAGAAGGGUAAGGAUAAAAGCAGUGAAGCUGAUGAUACUCAAAAGGGCGUGGAAGAGUCUCAUUCAGAAACGUUUGAGAAUCAAAGUGAGUAUAUAGAAUUCAAGAAGGCUCCAAGAUCAAAGAAAUCAACCAGAGGAAUGAAAUCCAAGGUAUAAAUCUUUCUUCCCUUGUAGCAUCUGUUUCUUGAAAUCAUAUAUAUAUUUACACAUCAAAACGCAGGGCACAUCGAAGAAAGCCAGUAAUAACGAAUGCGAUAGAUGCGGAGAGGAGUUUGAGUCGAGGACAAAACUAUUCAAGCAUAU